AUGGACAAAACACUAGCAAGAACUGCAUGUGUACUGUAUGGCAAGUACCGCCUCGGUGUUGGACGAAUAGGCACAGGUUACCGGUAUGCACUCGGCCGCAUAUCUUUGGUCACACUCGUCGUCAAGUGCCUCCUUGGUUCGGAUUUUGCCUUCCUUGUUGGAAAACAGGUCCGAUGGCGAGCUUCCAUAUCAGCUCAGAUCCGCUGCGCUGCCCAGUCGAUCGAUAGUAUUGAAUUCGAAACAUGUGAUCGGAUAAGCGAUGCUUCCAACGGCCCGGCUACGGUGUAG
Plenodomus lingam JN3 is the source of this 288-nucleotide messenger RNA. RefSeq lists its product as uncharacterized. Lineage: Eukaryota; Fungi; Ascomycota; Dothideomycetes; Pleosporales; Leptosphaeriaceae. The record is from RefSeq and is a predicted model, not a curated record.